AUGUGGUUCAAACGAAAGACUUCUUCAUCGAAGGUAUUGCAACCGCAAAUCGAUGAAACACGACGCUACAUCGAAGAACUGGAGAGUGUGAUCGCCUCUCUGCAGGAUCAGAGACUACUGGAAGAGAAGUUCAACAAUACGAUAGUUGCCAGGUUAGAGACUAUUGAAACACAGCUACCAAUGGGUCGCCCGGAAUACCGUUGGCCCGCUCGCACUCGCUCGGUGCCAGUUUUCCCGCUAAAAGCUAGUUUAGUAACACCACCUGUCGACGUUGAGCAGAAUUCAGAGGUUGUUGCAGUAGCCUCUGAGACGACUGGCGAUGCUGAAAUUCAGAAAGACGAAAACGACUGCGAUGGAAGCACGAUUAUUGCUUUAGAUUCUCAGGAACAGAAAUCAGUCACGAGCAACGCUGUCGACGAAGAUACGGAUGGCAAACUAGAGAUGCCAGCAAGCGAAUUUGUGCUAUCUGUUGAAGACACGUCCAGUGCCGAGAACCGGAUGAGUCUGAUCUCGACUCCGGCCCACCUAGUCAAGUCUGGCGCGCUACAGCGAGCUAUUGCGGAAGAUCUUCCAGACGAGGCUACUAUUCUCAGCCGCAUGACAACAACCACACAGGGGGAUGGACACGAACGCACUCAUAUACCAUUUCCAGAGGAAUCGCACAUGAUCGACCUGAUGUUGCUAUUUUCAGAGACUGUGAUGGUACCGUUUGUGGUCGAAGAACUUACUGAUAGAGAACGGGAGAUAGACGACAUAGUGAUUGAUCUACAAGUCGCCUGUACCCUGUCUAUGAGGAUUGUCUCGGCCUACUUCUCUAAUCUCAACAAGCUAGUAAAGAGAACCGGUUUACCAAAAGGAGAAGAGGCUACUUUUCGUGCGUAUACCGAGGCGACGAUCAAGACUAACUGGUCAAAAAUAUUUACCACAAACAUGAUAGGGCAUUGGUAUGAUGUAAAGUUUCCAGAAACUAUUUCAUCGGAUUUAUCAGACUUCGUCAUAUCAUUGUGCGCGUGGCAGUAUCUGUCCGGUGUGAUGGGAAGCGGUAUACUCAAACAUGAAUUCAACUUCAAUGAUCUCGGAGUGUCCACGUGGUACGACCCACUGGAGCACAAAGCUCUGCCAUCACAAGGACUCGGCUGGAACCUUCUUCAACCUGGAGACCGCUGCUCUAUUAUCUGGCCAGGACUGCAGAAACAACGGCAUGUCUCGAGAGUGAGGGCGAUUGUGGUGCCCCUUUUGAGACAGCACGAGUAUUACUCGCCCAAAACUUCCGCAAACCAAGUGGGAGAUGUUCAAACAAUGUCAAUGUCGGUGAUAGAUCUGACUAUAACACCCUCACUAGAUGCCUGUCUGGCUAAUUCACAUGCAACCAUGGACAUAGAUGCACUCACGAGUGCCACUAAGGUCGAGCACGAUGUCACGAGAACGGCGUCAAAGGACUCUGUCAAUACGUACACCACUGCCCCUAGUACACCUGACAUGGGCACCUCGCAAACCAAACACGCAUAUACGUUACCCAUACGGCAGCGGACGAGAAGUUCGGUAGGCGAGUCUGAACAGGCCCUGUCUCCGACAACUGCACGCUUGAGACAGAACACCUGCGUGUAUCCCAUCUCGUGGUACCUUCAACAAGACGAAGAGGGGAUCUGGCCGGAAUUGAUCCCCGUGGUGGUACCCCCCGUACCAGACAACGAGGCGACGAGAAGACAAACGCUAUUCAAGCACUCGCACGUGGUCAAACCUCUCGCUGUGGGCAGGCCCGAUCGUAAGUACUCUAAAGUAGAAGAUCGAUCUAACAACGGGGGAGGAGACUGGGCCAAAAUGAAGACUAUCAAACGAGCGCGUUCGGCCAUCAGACAUGGCGAGCGUUCCCAUGGUUACAGCGAGCCCAGCGAAGAAGAGAAGAGUACGCUUAUGCUCUUCAUGGGCAAUGAAGCACCCAGCAAGAAAACUAUACGUUCUUGGCUGUCGCGGACUCCGUCUUCCGGCAGAAAAAAGUCCGCCAAGCCCGCCAUGAUUCGGGGUGUAGUGCACUAUUGAGGGGUUGGAACGGCAUCGAUUGUAACCUAUCUAUUCAUUUAGCAGUGGCGAAGGAGUCGGGC
This is a messenger RNA of Sphaeroforma arctica JP610, 2102 nucleotides long. RefSeq lists its product as hypothetical. NCBI's taxonomy places the organism in Eukaryota, Ichthyosporea, Ichthyophonida. The coding region runs from base 1 to 2040 and encodes 679 amino acids. The transcript has 4 exons. The record is from RefSeq and is a predicted model, not a curated record.